Messenger RNA from Dryobates pubescens (Downy woodpecker), 1436 nucleotides. RefSeq names its product F-box and leucine rich repeat protein 2 (gene FBXL2). The transcript has 15 exons. Bases 120 to 1391 code for a protein of 423 amino acids. Gene Ontology annotation, biological process: SCF-dependent proteasomal ubiquitin-dependent protein catabolic process. NCBI's taxonomy places the organism in Eukaryota, Metazoa, Chordata, Aves, Piciformes, Picidae. Gene Ontology annotation, molecular function: protein binding. Gene Ontology annotation, cellular component: SCF ubiquitin ligase complex. The record is from RefSeq and is a predicted model, not a curated record.
CGCCCCGGCCCGGCCCAGCUCCGGCGGCAGUGGCGGCGGCGCGCGCAGGCGGUGCACCUGGCGCCCUCUUCGGGGCUGCUCGUCGCCAGGACAACCGGCCUCGCCGCCGCGCCUCUGCCAUGGUUUUCUCAAAUAAUGAUGAAGCCCUUAUUAACAAAAAACUACCAAAAGAACUUCUGUUAAGAAUAUUUUCUUUCUUGGACAUAGUUACUUUGUGUCGCUGUGCACAAGUUUCCAAGGCAUGGAACGUUUUAGCUCUGGAUGGAAGCAACUGGCAAAGAAUAGAUCUCUUUAACUUUCAAACGGAUAUAGAGGGUCGUGUUGUAGAAAAUAUAUCGAAAAGGUGUGGUGGGUUCCUGAGACAACUUAGUCUGAGAGGAUGUCUUGGUGUUGGAGACUCCUCUUUAAAGACCUUUGCACAGAACUGCAGAAACAUCGAACACUUAAAUCUGAAUGGGUGCACAAAAAUCACUGACAGCACGUGCUACAGUCUUAGCAGAUUCUGUUCCAAGCUGAAACAUCUGGAUCUGACAUCUUGUGUAGCCAUCACAAACAGCUCCCUGAAAGGCUUGAGUGAGGGUUGCAGAAAUCUGGAACAUUUGAAUCUUUCCUGGUGUGAUCAGAUUACGAAGGAUGGUAUUGAAGCACUGGUGAAAGGGUGUAGUGGACUAAAAGCUCUAUUUCUUAGAGGUUGCACACAGUUAGAAGAUGAAGCAUUGAAACACAUUCAAAAUCACUGUCACGAACUUGUAAUCCUGAAUUUGCAAUCCUGUACACAAAUUUCAGAUGAAGGCAUUGUGAAAAUCUGCAGAGGCUGCCACAGACUCCAGUCCCUCUGUGUUUCAGGCUGUAGCAACCUUACAGAUGCUUCUCUGACAGCACUUGGUCUAAACUGUCCAAGGCUGAAGAUUUUGGAAGCUGCAAGAUGUUCACAUCUAACAGAUGCUGGGUUUACCCUUUUAGCACGGAAUUGCCACGAGCUGGAGAAGAUGGACUUGGAGGAGUGUGUUUUGAUAACUGACAGCACAUUGAUUCAACUUUCCAUACACUGUCCCAAGCUACAAGCAUUGAGCUUAUCUCACUGUGAAUUGAUCACCGAUGAUGGAAUUCUUCAUCUGAGCAACAGUACGUGUGGUCAUGAGAGGCUGCAGGUGCUGGAGCUUGAUAACUGUCUUCUCAUCACUGAUGUGACUCUGGAGCACCUGGAGAACUGCCACAACCUGGAGAGAAUCGAGCUGUAUGACUGUCAGCAAGUGACGCGUGCUGGAAUCAAGCGGAUCAGAGCUCACCUACCUCACGUGAAAGUUCAUGCUUACUUUGCUCCAGUGACUCCCCCCCCUUCGGUAGGAGGGAGCGGACAGCGCCUCUGCAGAUGCUGCAUUAUCCUUUGACAGCGAGUGCAGCCGCAGGGAACAGUGGUGGUGGUGGCGAAGGAC